Molecule: messenger RNA, 1438 nt
Organism: Tigriopus californicus
Lineage: Eukaryota; Metazoa; Arthropoda; Copepoda; Harpacticoida; Harpacticidae
Gene: Pbp49
Exons: 6
Coding region: 111-1373 (420 amino acids)
Biological process (GO): snRNA transcription by RNA polymerase III; snRNA transcription by RNA polymerase II
Cellular component (GO): snRNA-activating protein complex
Molecular function (GO): RNA polymerase III type 3 promoter sequence-specific DNA binding; bent DNA binding; RNA polymerase II cis-regulatory region sequence-specific DNA binding
Source: RefSeq, a predicted model, not a curated record
UGCCCAAUUCAGCUGGCGCCAAACGAAAACAAACAACACGUUCCGAGGCCUAAAAACACGAAGAAAGCCGACAAUUAUCCGUAUAAAUAGCAGUAUACUUUUCUUGGGGCAUGGAUUUGGUUCACAGACCUGAUCAGCGGUCAUCGUGGAUCAGUUCCGAUCGAGUACUUCUGCGCGAUUACUUUGCGGAUUUCCGAGACCGGUUAAGCCGACAUCGACCGCCCUCCGGUUUAAAAGGGGAUCUCCGGGUUAUUUCGAACGACAAGUUGAUUCAGUGGAUAAAUUAUAGCCCCAAUGCGGGUAACCAGGACGAUCCGGAGCAGACCUUGGACUCGGACACGUUUCGAGAUCUCGUUCAAAAUUGCCACGAGGAUGCAUUAAGCGUUCCCGGAGAGAUGCCACCGGUCAGGCAUCACUUGCCGACGAAUAAAGUCGAUGAAGAUGGAUGCACGAGGUUCAAAAUGAUGCCGAUUCCCGAGAUGGGUCCAUCCCUUCUUGAAACUUUGGCACAUGGGGCUGACUUCCGGGCCAAUGCUUCCAAGUACGAGAAAUAUCGACAUCAACGGCAAUUACGGCAUCAAAAUUCCAAUUGGCUGGAUGCCACACCCUUUGUCCCGCCCAAUCGUUUGGCCUCGAAAGCCACGGAGACCGACAUUGUGGUGAUUGUCCGGGUAUACAAGUCGUUCAAAUCAACCAACCUAAAUCCUAAAUUCACCGUGAAUAAUUUGAAAUAUUCUCAAGAGAUCAUGAUGUUAGGGACCAACAAGUUAAGCGAACUUCGAGACUUUAUUCGAUGCCACGCCGACCAUUUCAUAACUCAAGAUGUCAGCGACAACCCACAAGAUGCUCAAACGAGUCAAAAAAAGUCCAAAGAUAUCUACAAAUCCGGAUUCUUCUACAUUGAAGGAUGCUUCUACAACGACCACAGAUGGCCUGAGUGUGAAGAUCUCAGUGAGACCGUUCGUCAAUGGGCUGAGAAUGGGAAUCGUGGGUUAGGCCCGUUUGCCACGGCCAAAAUGGAGGAGACUGCCAUCGAAGACCUUGAAAUCCGAUUCGGAUACCCUUACGUUUACGUUCACCAAGGACACCAUGAGCAUUUAUUUUCGUUCAACGAUGCCCGGUUGAUGGCUUGGGACGAUCCUCAAUACGCCCCUUCGUACCCUUUUGAGCGGAGUCAAGGCACCCUAAGAAGUAAAUACUGUAUGAUAUGCUCCCUCAAUGUCGCAAAAUGGGUCACACAAGACAACAUAAGGGUGCCCGAGGAUCCGUUUUUCUUCUGUGAGGAAUGCUUCCAUUCCUUCAACUACGACUCGGCGGGAAAGAAAAUUGGCCAAUUCAAAGCGUUCCCUUUCAUUGAUGUCAAUGUCGUUUGAUCUUCCGUUUAGUGAUGAGCCGUGUCAGAAAACAAGAAUGGCGAAUAAUAAACGGAACAAAGCUC